This is a messenger RNA of Rubroshorea leprosula, 689 nucleotides long. The record is from the annotation of a GenBank genome assembly. NCBI's taxonomy places the organism in Eukaryota, Viridiplantae, Streptophyta, Magnoliopsida, Malvales, Dipterocarpaceae.
GGAGCACCAUUUGAACGGCCAAAACAAAACAAACAGUUUGUCAUUUCUUUUCAUUUCACUGCAGAGCACAUUUGUACGUUUUUCAGAGAAUAUUGCAGAGAUAUUCACGGCCAUUUUUCCAGACUUCAAGCGAAAGCACGUUCACCUUCAACUGCUCAGGUAAAAAUGGCUUCUUUCCACGAUGCACAAGGGUUCCAGGGUAACCAAGGUGAAGAGGGGGAUGUUGAUGUGAUAUCCGUGGAGCCUAUUGCGAUAAUAGUGCCGCCGGAGUUGCAGGAUUCGCCCAAAACCGCCGCACCUAGGAGUGAUGCUAGUUCGAGCGUGAGCGGUGGUUCUGAGGGCCACCAGCCUUCAACCUCUAGUGAUUCAUCAACGGAAGAGACACCUAGUGGGGCGGAGGGCGUUGAGGAGGUUGGUUGCAGUGCACCGGUGACAAGUGCAGCAGCAGAGGUGGUGGUGUUCGAAGGGUGGGAGAGCAAGGUUCUCAGUGGAAGGCUGGACAACCUUCGUAAGGCUCCCAAAACCUUGCCGGCCGGCUUCAAGUUCAGGGCGGUGCUUCAUCACGAGGUCGCAGAUGGCGCGGCCACGGUGAAGGGGUACAAGAAGCUGGAGGAGAUGGUGAGGUGAUUCCAGAUCCCCAGGACCAUCCUGAUCCGAGCUGGGACACCAAAUGAACGGGCGUGUUCAGU